This is a messenger RNA of Lithohypha guttulata, 1296 nucleotides long. RefSeq lists its product as uncharacterized. Lineage: Eukaryota; Fungi; Ascomycota; Eurotiomycetes; Chaetothyriales; Trichomeriaceae. Gene Ontology annotation, molecular function: glutamine synthetase activity. The transcript is spliced from 2 exons. The record is from RefSeq and is a predicted model, not a curated record. Bases 1 to 1296 code for a protein of 431 amino acids.
AUGAGUACAGACAACCAGCUACUGACGAGAUUCCUCGAACAUCAUCCAGAAGUUGACUACUUCUACCUCAUCUGGAUCGACACUGUUGGCGUGUCUCGAGCCCGGGUUCUAACAAAAAAUCAUCUUGUAAACUUGACACAAUCAAAGCAGAAAAUAGCUACCAUUAGGUCGAUCUUCUCACGUCUACAAGAUGACACUCCCAAUGGAACAAGAGUCAAUACCUCUGCCGGUAGCGUAAACAUUGUACCGGAUCUCGGUACCUUACGUCUGGCAGGGUAUAGUCCUCGAAGCGCUACUGUGCUGUGUCGGUUUUGUAACUCUGACGAAUCGUCUUUCGAUCUUGAUGCUAGAAGCGUCUGCCAAAAGGCCAUAGAGAGUCUCAAUGUUGCUGGCACGGACUUACGAUGCGGAUUUGAGCUUGAAUUCACGUUGCUCGGUGCACAGUCAGGCAGGACGAAAGACGUUUCGCCGUUUGAUCGUCAGUGGUCAUCAGCACGAGCUUUAACUCAGCCUGCCGUCAAAUUUUUAAAGGACGUUGUUCAAGCACUGGAUCAUUCAGGUAUUCAGGUUCUUCAGUUUCAUGCCGAGUACGGCCCGGGACAAUACGAAGUCAGCACAGCGCCGCUUCCGGCAUUGGAUGCCCUCGACUCAUACGUUGUUUCAAAAGAAACUGUAUACUCCAUUGCCGAGCAGCAUAACCUCCGUGCUUCAUUCCACCCAAAGCCUAUUGCGGAUGCACCAGGUAGUGGUGCUCAUGUGCAUUUUUCUAUUUCCGAGAAACUGAAAGAAGAAGCUGCUAUUGCCGGCAUUUUGUUCCAUCUAUCUUCAAUCUGUGCUUUCUCACUGCCUACCGAAGUGAGUUAUGCUAGAGUGGAGGACUCCGGGUGGGCGGGCGGUCGCUGGAAAGCAUGGGGAAGCGAAAACCGAGAGGUACCGCUUCGCAAGAUCGCACCAGGUCAUUGGGAGUUUAGAGUUAUUGACGGUACAGCGAAUAUGUAUCUCGUCCUAGGGGCAAUCGCCCUCGCAGCUGAAGAUGGCAUUUCGAAAAAUAUGUCGUUGAGUUUGAGAGAUUGUAGUUACGAUCCUGCUCUUCUCACCAACGACCAACGUCGUGAACUUGGUAUCACGGAACGAUUACCUCAAAGCCUCAGUGAAUCCUUGCGAUCGCUCGAGCUAGACACUGAGCUGCGACAAGGGCUGUUCAAACCAAUUGUAGAUAACUUUCUGAGCUCAAAACGGGCAGAAAUGGACCUGCUUAAGAAACAAGGAAUUUCGUGGUAUCUGCAGUGGUACUGA